This is a messenger RNA of Topomyia yanbarensis, 589 nucleotides long. RefSeq lists its product as uncharacterized. The record is from RefSeq and is a predicted model, not a curated record. NCBI's taxonomy places the organism in Eukaryota, Metazoa, Arthropoda, Insecta, Diptera, Culicidae. The coding region runs from base 132 to 575 and encodes 147 amino acids. Gene Ontology annotation, cellular component: ribonuclease H2 complex. The transcript is spliced from 2 exons. Gene Ontology annotation, biological process: RNA catabolic process.
ACACUAUUGAGUUCAUACACCGCACACAGUUUGAUAUUAUCAGGACAUUUUUUCGCGCUAUUAUAUAUCUAUUCCAUCCAUUUAAUCGCUCGGUUGGUUUGAGUGUGAAAGUUUUACUGUAUCAGCAAAAUAUGUCGAUCAAAUUAAAGUUAAACAUCACCGACGUAGAAACGAGUUUAACUGACAAACCAAAACUUCAUUACAUUCCGGCUACGAUCCGCGGCGACGGACCGGCUAAAGUGAAUCAAUAUUUUGAUACCUACACCGAAAAGCUGGAGGACAAAACGUUUGUGAAUGGUCUUCGGGGGUUUCCUUUGCGAGGUAAACAAAUGGAGCUGCCGACUGGUUACUGUGGAGUUAUUUUUCAGGAGACGCAAAAACCACUAUCAACCGAGGAAAACCGAAAUUUCACGUUUGCUGGAGCUUUUAAACAGUUUACCUACUGGAACUACGAUAAGAUUCCCUCGAAAAACGAUCCCCUUGUGAAGGCACUUAGUUGGAUGGAAUUAGCACAAGUUCUUCAUAAUCCACUUCCGUUACACGACGAGAACGGAUCGAUAGAGAAGGGAGAAUAAAACACUGACUGAAA